This is a messenger RNA of Glycine soja, 526 nucleotides long. RefSeq lists its product as uncharacterized. The record is from RefSeq and is a predicted model, not a curated record. The transcript has a single exon. Lineage: Eukaryota; Viridiplantae; Streptophyta; Magnoliopsida; Fabales; Fabaceae. Bases 16 to 399 code for a protein of 127 amino acids.
UUUGGUCUUUGAAGAAUGGCUGGGACUCCAUCAAGGCUUGAAGAUUGCGAUCAUCAAGACAUGGCCAUCACUCAUUAUUGUGGCUGCUUCCGUGUGUUCUAUGCUCGAUAUGAGUCGUGCCGGGAACAGCAAGAAACGUUGAAAGUUCAUCGGAACUGGUUGCAGAAGAAGCUGAAGAGGGUUGUGAAGGCGUUGUCCGAAAUUUUGGUGUGGCCAAAGAAGAGUUUUUCCUUGCAGAGGUUGAGUACGUGCAUUAGUGAAGUCAAGGACAAGAAAAGGAAAAUGCAAUUUCAGUAUGAUCCCAAGAGUUAUGCGCUUAAUUUUGAUGAUGGAUCAAUAGAGGAGGAUGAUGGUGUUUUUCUGGGUUUCUCGGCUCGGUAUGCAUUGCAUGUACAUUAGGGAUUAACAAAAUAUAUUUGGGAUGGGAGCAUAGUGAAGCCUAAACAUUCUCAAUAGUAUAUUGAUUCCUGGGGAUUAAUUACCAAAGCGUCAUUGUUCCUGUAAUUUUCAUAAUCAAAUAAUGUGU